This is a messenger RNA of Entrophospora sp. SA101, 8301 nucleotides long. The record is from the annotation of a GenBank genome assembly. Lineage: Eukaryota; Fungi; Glomeromycota; Glomeromycetes; Entrophosporales; Entrophosporaceae.
AUGACAGAUAGAAAUUCAGGUUCAUUUCAAAAUAAAGACACUUCAAACAACAAUAAAAGAAUAUCCAUCAAAGGAUCCAAGCCAGAAUCAAAAAUAUCAAAAAUAAUAAAAGAAGAAGAAACGGGCGAUUUGGAAAAUCAUGAUCAUCCUACAGAUUUCUUUAAUGAUGCCUAUAGAGUAACCAGAAUCAAAUCUGAAAAUUUAGAGAUGGAGGUUCUCAACAAAAAUCAUAAAGAGGAUGACGAAAAUGCCAACAGCGGAAAUAAUAAUAAACUUAAUAAAAUUCCAUCUAUCUCAAAGAACUAUAGACCUCGUCCAAAUGAUAGCACAAAUAAUAACAACAUACCGAAAUCUGAAUCAGGACCUCGUAGACAAAAAUCUCUUAUAAGACCUGAGCGUGCAAGGAGAAAUCAACGUAGAAUAAGUAGAGGUGUGACAAAUUUUGCUGUCGAUGAUUCCACUGAGAGAUGGAGUAUCCUUCCUCCAAAUGCUCUUAAUAUUACUGCUAAUGGCAGUGUCGGGGCUGGUGGUAAUGGCGACGGUGGCGAUGAGAGACGUUUGAGUCGACCACUUAAUAGAAGACUUUCAACGAGAGAACCACCUAAAAAAAGAAAGUGGUAUAAAUGUCAAUGCUUUUCCACUUGGUUAAUAUAUACCAACUGUGUCACUUGUUGUAUUCCUCCUUCUCUAUUAUCUUGUUUUGGUAUGCAUGAUAAAUUGGUUCAAAGAGCUUGGAGAGAAAAAAUGGCUUUGGUAUCUAUAAUAUUGAUUCUUUGUGCCGCCGUGGGUUUCUUGACUUUUGGUUUCACUCAAGCUUUAUGUGGCAUACCUCCACCAAGAGUUCGUGUAGGCGGUGUCAGUCUGCAACAAGCUGUCAUACUAGGUAGUAUCUAUGAUCUAACCGACUAUCCACAUCCUGUUGAAUUACCUGAUAUCACUGAGAAAAAGGGCGGGAAUUUAUUGAAUGGUUUGGCCGGUGGAAAGGAUAUAUCAUUUUUAUUUCAAACUCUAAAUAACGAAUGUAAAAAUAUUCUAAUACCCAAAAAUGGAAAACUUCAAAACUAUUUCCCUUGUAAUGCAACUGAUGCAAUUGAUGAUUUUUCGGAUCUUAAGCCUACUGAUAAUCCUAUUAAUUUUGGGUGUCAUGAUGUCGACGUUUCAAAAUCUGAUAUUAAUGCUUUAAUUUAUGUCGGUGACGUAUUUUUCGAUUGGGAUGAUGUACAAAGAGGUGAUCGCAAUUUUGUUGUUCAUAAUGGUAAUGUGCUCGAUUUGGGAAAACUUAAAUAUUUGGUUCCAAACAUUGAGAUGAUUCCGUUACUAAAGCAAAUCAGUGUGACCGAAAUUGACAAUUAUCGAGGUCGUGAUCUAACUUAUUACAUGCAGCAAAAUGUGGAUCGCAUCCAAUUAGCAAAAUGUUUAGAGGAGACAAUCAGAGUUGGUGUUGUAGAUUUUAAUUCAAUAGGGUGUAUGAUCACUGAUGUUGUAACUUAUGUUUCGUUGAUGGUAAUCGUUGGUGUGGUAUUGGUCAGAUUUUCUUUGGCCGUAUUGUUUGGUUGGAUAUUAAGUUGGAGAUUGGGCAGUUUUCGUGAGGAAACCGCAGAGGAACUUGCUAUGCGUGAACGAGAUAUUGAAAAAUGGUCAGAUGAAAAUGUACAUUUUAAACCACCACCUGCUCCCUCUUCUCCCGCCACUAACAACAGAAAUUCGUUCAAAUUUUUAAGUACAUCAAGAUAUUCAACUCAAUCACCAGGUACUGGAACUUAUGAUCGUAACAGAAGAGUAGACAAUCGUUCCACAAGGAUGUACAAUUUGCCGAAUGGGAAUGGGUCCGGUGAGAAUAUUUUUAAUAAAAACAGUUCAACUACUUCCCUUGUAAGACCGUUAUCUACAACUAAUAGUUUUAACACAGGACACUUUAAAGAAACGGAUUCAGGAAGGACAAGUCGUCGCUCUUCUAUCAACGAGUACAAUCACACUCGUACUGACUCCAUGUCAUCUUCCACUUCAUCUCUUGCCCAGACUUCUUCUUUCCAGCAAUUACCCCAAGAGCCUGAACAACGUUUUAAUUUCCCGCUUAUACACACUAUAUUAUUGGUCACUUGUUAUUCUGAGGGUGAACAGGGCCUUAGAACCACUCUGGACUCGUUGGCUAAUACCGACUAUCCCUCUUCACAUAAGCUUAUUAUGGUGAUAGCUGAUGGUAUAAUAAAAGGAUCAGGAAACGAUAAAUCAACUCCAGAUAUUUGUUUAUCAUUGAUGAAUGACUUCUUCAUAUUACCAGAAUUGGUACAAGCUCACUCCUAUGUUGCUAUUGCUGAUGGUAAAAAACGUCAUAAUAUGGCAAGAGUUUACGCUGGUUUCUAUAGUUAUAAAGAUUUGGAAAAUAAAACUAAACGCAUACCAAUGGUAACUGUUGUAAAGUGUGGUGGUCCAGAAGAACAGGACGACAAGAAACCUGGUAAUAGAGGAAAAAGAGACUCUCAAAUUAUUUUAAUGGGCUUUCUACAAAAAGUCAUGUUUGAUGAAAGAAUGACACCUCUUGAGUAUGAGUUUUUUAACGCAGUUCGUAAUGUUAGUGGCGUCACACCAGAUUACUUUGAAAUUGUUCUGAUGGUUGAUGCUGAUACUAAAAUUUAUCCUGAUUCAUUAACUCGUAUGAUUGCUUGUAUGUCAAGAGAUCCUAAUGUAAUGGGACUUUGUGGUGAAACAAAAAUUGCAAAUAAAACUGAUAGCUGGGUUACUGCAAUUCAAGUUUUUGAAUAUUAUAUUAAUCAUCAUAUGCAAAAAGCAUUCGAAUCAAUAUUUGGUGGUGUUACAUGUUUACCCGGUUGUUUCUGUAUGUAUCGUAUCAAAGCACCAAAAGGACCAAACGGAUACUGGGUACCAAUUUUAGCAAAUCCAGAUAUCGUUGAACAAUAUUCUGAAAAUAUAGUUGACACACUUCACAAAAAAAAUCUUUUACUACUUGGAGAAGAUCGCUACCUAACAACCCUGAUGCUUAAAACUUUUCCUAAAAGGAAAAUGAUGUUUGUGCCACAAGCUAUUUGUAAAACAAUUGUCCCAGACACAUUUAAAGUUCUGAGAUCUCAAAGACGUAGAUGGAUCAAUUCAACAGUUCAUAACUUGUUGGAACUUGUGCUGAUACCAGAUUUGUGCGGUACAUUUUGUUUCUCUAUGCAAUUUGUCAUAUUUAUGGAAUUGGUGGGAACAGUGGUGUUGCCAGCUGCAAUUACAUUCACAGUGUAUCUUGUCAUCAUAUCGUUUGUUAAACGUCCUGUACCAGUGAUACCUCUAUUACUUUUAGCAGCUGUUUUAGGUUUGCCAGCCGUGCUUAUAUUACUCACCACACGAAAACUUAUUUAUGUUGGAUGGAUGUUGGUUUAUUUGUUUUCGCUACCGAUAUGGAAUUUUGUUUUACCUGUUUAUGCAUAUUGGCAUUUUGAUGAUUUCUCAUGGGGACAAACGAGAGUGGUUGAGGGUGAAGUCUCUGGUGAGGAUCAUUCACGUAAAGAAGGUGUAUUUGACAGUUCGAGAAUAGUGAUGAAGAAAUGGGCAGAAUGGGAAAGGGAAAAACGAAUGAAGAUACGUAAUUCACAGUUAAUACCUUUCUCAACGGCUCAAAUGUCGCCCGAUGAAAAUUACAAUAAUGUACUAUCAUCAGCAUCAUCAAUAACAUCAACACCUGCUACACUAACUACAACACCACCUUCGGCUUUUGCUUCCUCAAGGCCUACAUCUGUGAUAUCAAAUUUUGCUGGUUUCGACAAAUCAUAUUUACAAUCAGCUCCACCAUUACCAUUUAAUCCACGUGGAGGAGUUAGUAAACGUACAAGUACAAGGCCCCGGGCUGAUUCUUUGAUGAUACCACCACCUUUAGCGGGAGGUCCAAUAUUAGGAAAUAAUAAUGUUUUUACUAGUAGUCCUGCUAGCAGUUUAAUGUCAUCACCUCUUAGUUCGGCUCGUAGUAAUGUAUCACCUUAUCAUCAACAACAGCAACAAAAACAUUUGGGUCGAGUAUCGGGGUGGAUGGCAAUGGGAAUACCACGCCCAUUAUCCUCGACAGUGAUAACUCUUUGGUCAGCGGAAAGAACAUUCAAAAUACAAAAUAUUUUUAACACAUCAAGAUCUGAUGAUGACGAAAAUGCCAACAGCGGAAAUAAUAAUAAACUUAAUAAAAUUCCAUCUAUCUCAAAGAACUAUAGACCUCGUCCAAAUGAUAGCACAAAUAAUAACAACAUACCGAAAUCUGAAUCAGGACCUCGUAGACAAAAAUCUCUUAUAAGACCUGAGCGUGCAAGGAGAAAUCAACGUAGAAUAAGUAGAGGUGUGACAAAUUUUGCUGUCGAUGAUUCCACUGAGAGAUGGAGUAUCCUUCCUCCAAAUGCUCUUAAUAUUACUGCUAAUGGCAGUGUCGGGGCUGGUGGUAAUGGCGACGGUGGCGAUGAGAGACGUUUGAGUCGACCACUUAAUAGAAGACUUUCAACGAGAGAACCACCUAAAAAAAGAAAGUGGUAUAAAUGUCAAUGCUUUUCCACUUGGUUAAUAUAUACCAACUGUGUCACUUGUUGUAUUCCUCCUUCUCUAUUAUCUUGUUUUGGUAUGCAUGAUAAAUUGGUUCAAAGAGCUUGGAGAGAAAAAAUGGCUUUGGUAUCUAUAAUAUUGAUUCUUUGUGCCGCCGUGGGUUUCUUGACUUUUGGUUUCACUCAAGCUUUAUGUGGCAUACCUCCACCAAGAGUUCGUGUAGGCGGUGUCAGUCUGCAACAAGCUGUCAUACUAGGUAGUAUCUAUGAUCUAACCGACUAUCCACAUCCUGUUGAAUUACCUGAUAUCACUGAGAAAAAGGGCGGGAAUUUAUUGAAUGGUUUGGCCGGUGGAAAGGAUAUAUCAUUUUUAUUUCAAACUCUAAAUAACGAAUGUAAAAAUAUUCUAAUACCCAAAAAUGGAAAACUUCAAAACUAUUUCCCUUGUAAUGCAACUGAUGCAAUUGAUGAUUUUUCGGAUCUUAAGCCUACUGAUAAUCCUAUUAAUUUUGGGUGUCAUGAUGUCGACGUUUCAAAAUCUGAUAUUAAUGCUUUAAUUUAUGUCGGUGACGUAUUUUUCGAUUGGGAUGAUGUACAAAGAGGUGAUCGCAAUUUUGUUGUUCAUAAUGGUAAUGUGCUCGAUUUGGGAAAACUUAAAUAUUUGGUUCCAAACAUUGAGAUGAUUCCGUUACUAAAGCAAAUCAGUGUGACCGAAAUUGACAAUUAUCGAGGUCGUGAUCUAACUUAUUACAUGCAGCAAAAUGUGGAUCGCAUCCAAUUAGCAAAAUGUUUAGAGGAGACAAUCAGAGUUGGUGUUGUAGAUUUUAAUUCAAUAGGGUGUAUGAUCACUGAUGUUGUAACUUAUGUUUCGUUGAUGGUAAUCGUUGGUGUGGUAUUGGUCAGAUUUUCUUUGGCCGUAUUGUUUGGUUGGAUAUUAAGUUGGAGAUUGGGCAGUUUUCGUGAGGAAACCGCAGAGGAACUUGCUAUGCGUGAACGAGAUAUUGAAAAAUGGUCAGAUGAAAAUGUACAUUUUAAACCACCACCUGCUCCCUCUUCUCCCGCCACUAACAACAGAAAUUCGUUCAAAUUUUUAAGUACAUCAAGAUAUUCAACUCAAUCACCAGGUACUGGAACUUAUGAUCGUAACAGAAGAGUAGACAAUCGUUCCACAAGGAUGUACAAUUUGCCGAAUGGGAAUGGGUCCGGUGAGAAUAUUUUUAAUAAAAACAGUUCAACUACUUCCCUUGUAAGACCGUUAUCUACAACUAAUAGUUUUAACACAGGACACUUUAAAGAAACGGAUUCAGGAAGGACAAGUCGUCGCUCUUCUAUCAACGAGUACAAUCACACUCGUACUGACUCCAUGUCAUCUUCCACUUCAUCUCUUGCCCAGACUUCUUCUUUCCAGCAAUUACCCCAAGAGCCUGAACAACGUUUUAAUUUCCCGCUUAUACACACUAUAUUAUUGGUCACUUGUUAUUCUGAGGGUGAACAGGGCCUUAGAACCACUCUGGACUCGUUGGCUAAUACCGACUAUCCCUCUUCACAUAAGCUUAUUAUGGUGAUAGCUGAUGGUAUAAUAAAAGGAUCAGGAAACGAUAAAUCAACUCCAGAUAUUUGUUUAUCAUUGAUGAAUGACUUCUUCAUAUUACCAGAAUUGGUACAAGCUCACUCCUAUGUUGCUAUUGCUGAUGGUAAAAAACGUCAUAAUAUGGCAAGAGUUUACGCUGGUUUCUAUAGUUAUAAAGAUUUGGAAAAUAAAACUAAACGCAUACCAAUGGUAACUGUUGUAAAGUGUGGUGGUCCAGAAGAACAGGACGACAAGAAACCUGGUAAUAGAGGAAAAAGAGACUCUCAAAUUAUUUUAAUGGGCUUUCUACAAAAAGUCAUGUUUGAUGAAAGAAUGACACCUCUUGAGUAUGAGUUUUUUAACGCAGUUCGUAAUGUUAGUGGCGUCACACCAGAUUACUUUGAAAUUGUUCUGAUGGUUGAUGCUGAUACUAAAAUUUAUCCUGAUUCAUUAACUCGUAUGAUUGCUUGUAUGUCAAGAGAUCCUAAUGUAAUGGGACUUUGUGGUGAAACAAAAAUUGCAAAUAAAACUGAUAGCUGGGUUACUGCAAUUCAAGUUUUUGAAUAUUAUAUUAAUCAUCAUAUGCAAAAAGCAUUCGAAUCAAUAUUUGGUGGUGUUACAUGUUUACCCGGUUGUUUCUGUAUGUAUCGUAUCAAAGCACCAAAAGGACCAAACGGAUACUGGGUACCAAUUUUAGCAAAUCCAGAUAUCGUUGAACAAUAUUCUGAAAAUAUAGUUGACACACUUCACAAAAAAAAUCUUUUACUACUUGGAGAAGAUCGCUACCUAACAACCCUGAUGCUUAAAACUUUUCCUAAAAGGAAAAUGAUGUUUGUGCCACAAGCUAUUUGUAAAACAAUUGUCCCAGACACAUUUAAAGUUCUGAGAUCUCAAAGACGUAGAUGGAUCAAUUCAACAGUUCAUAACUUGUUGGAACUUGUGCUGAUACCAGAUUUGUGCGGUACAUUUUGUUUCUCUAUGCAAUUUGUCAUAUUUAUGGAAUUGGUGGGAACAGUGGUGUUGCCAGCUGCAAUUACAUUCACAGUGUAUCUUGUCAUCAUAUCGUUUGUUAAACGUCCUGUACCAGUGAUACCUCUAUUACUUUUAGCAGCUGUUUUAGGUUUGCCAGCCGUGCUUAUAUUACUCACCACACGAAAACUUAUUUAUGUUGGAUGGAUGUUGGUUUAUUUGUUUUCGCUACCGAUAUGGAAUUUUGUUUUACCUGUUUAUGCAUAUUGGCAUUUUGAUGAUUUCUCAUGGGGACAAACGAGAGUGGUUGAGGGUGAAGUCUCUGGUGAGGAUCAUUCACGUAAAGAAGGUGUAUUUGACAGUUCGAGAAUAGUGAUGAAGAAAUGGGCAGAAUGGGAAAGGGAAAAACGAAUGAAGAUACGUAAUUCACAGUUAAUACCUUUCUCAACGGCUCAAAUGUCGCCCGAUGAAAAUUACAAUAAUGUACUAUCAUCAGCAUCAUCAAUAACAUCAACACCUGCUACACUAACUACAACACCACCUUCGGCUUUUGCUUCCUCAAGGCCUACAUCUGUGAUAUCAAAUUUUGCUGGUUUCGACAAAUCAUAUUUACAAUCAGCUCCACCAUUACCAUUUAAUCCACGUGGAGGAGUUAGUAAACGUACAAGUACAAGGCCCCGGGCUGAUUCUUUGAUGAUACCACCACCUUUAGCGGGAGGUCCAAUAUUAGGAAAUAAUAAUGUUUUUACUAGUAGUCCUGCUAGCAGUUUAAUGUCAUCACCUCUUAGUUCGGCUCGUAGUAGUGUUGAUGCUGAUACUAAAAUUUAUCCUGAUUCAUUAACUCGUAUGAUUGCUUGUAUGUCAAGAGAUCCUAAUGUAAUGGGACUUUGUGGUGAAACAAAAAUUGCAAAUAAAACUGAUAGCUGGGUUACUGCAAUUCAAGUUUUUGAAUAUUAUAUUAAUCAUCAUAUGCAAAAAGCAUUCGAAUCAAUAUUUGGUGGUGUUACAUGUUUACCCGGUUGUUUCUGUAUGUAUCGUAUCAAAGCACCAAAAGGACCAAACGGAUACUGGGUACCAAUUUUAGCAAAUCCAGAUAUCGUUGAACAAUAUUCUGAAAAUAUAGUUGACACACUUCACAAAAAAAAUCUUUUACUACUUGGAGAAGAUCGCUACCUAACAACCCUGAUUGUCUCCUCUAAACAUUUUGCUAAUUGGAUGCGAUCCACAUUUUGCUGCAUGUAA